This is a messenger RNA of Myiozetetes cayanensis, 1574 nucleotides long. Its product is annotated as peptidyl-prolyl cis-trans isomerase FKBP8-like. The transcript has 8 exons. Lineage: Eukaryota; Metazoa; Chordata; Aves; Passeriformes; Tyrannidae. Gene Ontology annotation, molecular function: protein binding; peptidyl-prolyl cis-trans isomerase activity. The record is from RefSeq and is a predicted model, not a curated record.
AUGCCGGGUCCCUCGCCCGGCGGCUCCCCGGAGAGGGAGACAGGAGCAGGCGGGCGGCCGCGGGGGCCCGGCAGGGACCGGCGGGUGCGGUUCCGGCUGCCCCACACGGCUAUCGCGCUGCCGACGGUGCGCGAGGAGGAGCGGCUCUUCUACCGGCGUCUGGAGGCACUGGCGGUGCCGGGGCCCGGCGGCUUCGGGCCACUCUUCGCCGCCGACGGCUGGAGCGACCUGACGGAGGACCGGCUGCUCCGGAAGCGCGUGGUGCGGGCCGGGCCGGGCGGGCCGCGGCCGCGGCCGGGGCAGGAGGUGUCGGUGAAGGUCCUGGGCGCCCUGGAGGACGGCGGGCUAGUGGAGCGGGACCCGCGGCUCACCUUCGUGCCUGGCCACGGGGACGUCGUGCAGGCGCUGGAGCUGGGCGUCCCAACCAUGCAGCCUGGGGAGAUCUCCUUCUUCCUCGCCGCCUGCCCCUACGCCUAUGGCCGCCCGGGCAGGUAGGGCGGGUGGGCAGGGGGAGCCAUCAGGCAGGGACUGGAGCGGGCAGGGUGGGCAGGGGGCAGCCGGCCAUGUGCCCACAGAGAGCCCGACGUGCCGCCCGAGGCGCCGCUGCUGUUCGAGGUGACGCUGCUGGAGGUGCGGGACGGCCCUGACCCGCAGCCGCUGCCGCCCGCCGCCCGCCUGCGCCUGGGUUCGCAGCGCCGGGAGCGGGGCAACUUCCACUUCGCGCGGGGCGACUUCGCGGCGGCGCUACGCUCGUACCGGCUGGCCCUGCACGCCCUGGAUGGUCCCGUUACCGCGCCUCCCGGGCCCGAGGAGGAAGAGGAGUUGCAGGAGCAGCGCGUGAAGUGCCUCAACAACUGCGCGGCCGCCGAGCUGAAAGUGGGGCGGGCGGAGGAGGCGCUAGCAGCCUGCGAGGCAGCCCUGCGAAUCAACCCCGACAACGGCCGGGCGCUGCUCCGGCGGGGGCAGCUGCUGGCGGAGCAGGGCCGGGACGCGGAGGCCACGCUCGUCCUGAGGAGGGCAUUGGAGCUCGAUCCGACCAGCAAGGUGAUCCACGCCGAGCUCUCACGGCUAUCGAAGCGUCAGAGCCCCCCAUCUAGCACCGCCUCGCAGGACCCCCGCCACGACCCGAUGCUGCCGCCGAGUCCCGGAUCUCCUGCACCACCCACGGCAGAAGGAGCGGUCUGAGCGGCCCCGCAGCGCACCGGAGCCAGACCGAAGAGAGAGGAACGCUCCCGCACCGUCCUCCCCGCAUUGCCCCGCCCUCCCCGGGGUGGAGAAGAGCGUUGCGGUGGGGGAGGACGGGGGGAAGAGCGGGGCUGCGUUCCCCUCUCUCCUCUCCGCCCCGCAUCGCUCCCCCUGCUCCGCAGCGCUUUCCGCACGGCUCGUGACGUCACAGGGGCGUGCGCGCCGCGCCCCCUGCGCGAGGGGUGGCUGUGGCGCGUGCGCCCCAUGCCCAGCUUUUUCGGCCCCGCCGGCAGAACGGCGGCCGUAGCCCGCGGCCAAUCAGGCGGGGCCUGGCCGGAGAGACGCACCAGUGGGAGUGCAGCGAGGGUGGGGUCGGCACUGUGAUUGGC